UGGAAAUAGAACUAUGUGUAUGAAGAAUAUAGACCCCGUUGCGGAUCAAAUUGUCCUGGUCAAGGAGAGAUAUGCGGGUCCUAUUGGAAUUAUGACAACCAGUACUGGAGCACCAAUAUCUUACACUGACGCAACAAAUUCUUUGAAUACUGUACUAAUGAAUACCAGAAAUUUAUUAGAAACAUUAAGUCAUCUUAACCGGGAGAGAAUUCCUGAAAGAGUGGUACACGCCAAGGGUGUUGGAGCUUUUGGUUAUUUUGAGGUCACUCACGAUAUACGCUAUAUUUGUAAAGCUGAAAUGUUUAGCAGAAUAGGAAAGAAAACUCCAGUUGCAGUUCGUUUUUCAUCUGUGAUAGCCGACAAAGGUGGUACCGAUGUCGAAAGAGAUGUUCGAGGUUUCGCAGUCAAAUUCUAUUCACAAGCUGGAAAUUUCGAUAUAGUAGGAAUUAAUUUACCCAUGUUUAUUUUGAAAGAUCCAGUUAAAUUUCCUAAUUUUAUUCAUGCGAUAAAGAGAAAUCCGGCCACUAAUAUUAGAGAUUUCAAAACGUUCUGGGACUUUUUUUCAUUAACUCCUGAGAGCUUUUCUCAGCUUCUAUUACAAUUUAGUGAUCUUGGAAUUCCGGCUAGUUAUAUCAAUACUGCUGGCUUCAGUGUUCAUACUUAUCAGGUUGAAAACGAGCAUGGAAAACCAUAUUAUGUUAGAUUUCAUUUCACACCUGAUGCUGGAAUAAAAACUUUAACGACAGAACAAGCCAAAAUAAUCGCAGGAGAAGAUCCUGAUUAUUACAAUAGAAUUUUGUACAGAGCUAUUGCAAAUGGAAAGUUUCCUAGUUGGACAGUCGGCAUACAAGUCUUAACUUUGGACGAUGUUAAAAAAUCUAAUUUCGACGUUUUUGACGUUUCAAAAUCACUUCCAUUAGAUAAAUACCCUUUAAAAAAAGUGGGUAAAUUAAUACUAGAUAGGAAUCCCAAAAAUUUCUUUGCUGAUGUAGAACAGAUGGCUUUUAGCCCCGGCAAUCUGAUUCCUGGUAUCCUCGGGGAUCCAAGUAAGCUAUUUGAAGCACGUCGCUUCGCGUAUAUGGAUGCUCAAUUCCACCGUUUGGGUGCAAACUUCAAUAAAAUAUCUGUAAACUGUCCUUAUCGUACAAAAACACUAACAUAUAAUAGAGAUGGAACUCCUCCAGUCAAAGACAACGAAGAAGAUAUUCCAAAUUACUAUCCAAACUCGUUUAAUGGUCCAGUUCCUUAUAUGGAUACACAUAAGUCACAACUAAUUGAAAUUGUUGAAAACCCAGAACCAGAUAAUUUCGACCAAGCAACUGAAUUCUAUAAUAACGUAUUGAACAGUGAUGCACGAAGUCGAUUAAUUAUUAAUAUAGUCUCUACUUUGAAACUAAGUACCCCCAUGACACAGAAAAAAGUAGUAGCAAUAUUUGAAAUAAUACAUCCAGAUCUAAGUCGUCGAGUAGCGCAAGGAUUGAAUGCAACUCAGACAUCAGAAGAAUGUGUCAUUUAAUA
Messenger RNA from Maniola jurtina (meadow brown), 1518 nucleotides. Its product is annotated as catalase-like. Gene Ontology annotation, cellular component: peroxisome; mitochondrion; cytoplasm. Lineage: Eukaryota; Metazoa; Arthropoda; Insecta; Lepidoptera; Nymphalidae. The record is from RefSeq and is a predicted model, not a curated record. Bases 14 to 1516 code for a protein of 500 amino acids. The transcript has 2 exons. Gene Ontology annotation, biological process: hydrogen peroxide catabolic process; response to hydrogen peroxide. Gene Ontology annotation, molecular function: catalase activity; heme binding.